AUGCAAAUAAACACGUCACUUAUUCAAGCCUAAAGAGAUGCCUUGACUCCAAUCCUUAAGCCAGAUAUAAGAAUUCCAUGGAAAAUACUCUGUUAUGAUUCCUACUGUGAAAAAAGAUUGUCCACUAUUUACAGAGUCGGAGAUUUGAGAGAAAUGUGCAUUACUCUUCAUUUCAAUCUUGACCAAAAUCGAGAGAGAUUACACGGAGUCACAGCACUUUAUUUCAUACAACCAAUACAAGCUAGCAUAGAAAAAUUGGUUGAAGACUUUAAUCGAGAUCUUUAUUCAGAAGUGUUCAUUAAUUUCUCAUCUCCUGUUGAAAACACUUUACUAGAAUACAUGGCCAAAGAACUUAGCAAAAUUAGUGGGGCUGUCUAAAAAAUAUAAAAAGUAUACGAACACAAUCUUGACUUUGUUGCUCUCAAUCAUAAUUUCUUUAAUCUAGAAAAUCAAGUUGUAACUGGAUUGUUUUCUAUCAUCAUGGCUCUUAAAGUCUAACCGUUGAUUCUCUUCCAAAAGAAUUCUAAAAUUGAACAAAUUGCUAAAGAAUUGAUUGAAAAACUCAAAUAAUUUGAAUUCAAUUCUGAUUACCCUCUGCUAGCUAUCAUAUUACCAGACAGAGAUAUCGAUCUAAACACUUUAAUAAUGCAUUCAAACACCUAUGGAGCAUUGCUACAUGAUACUCUCAAUAUCAAAUACAAUAAAGUUAAAUUGGAGGAUCAAGUAUAUGAUCUCUCUCCUUAAUAUGAUAAUUUAUGGCUCUAAGCCUGUAAUAUGGCUUUGCCUGAUGCAAUCGAUAAAAUUGAUAAUGAAUUAAAUGAUUGGAACACUCAAUAUUAAUAGGUGUCAUAACAAAAUCAAGAAAUUUCAAGUGCUCUCAAUGCAAUUGAUUUAGUACCAUAAAUGAAUCAAUAAAAAAAGAUGGUUGACUCACACAUUAAUCUAGCCAAACAAUUGACUUAAAUUGCCAAAUAAAAGUCACUGGAUAAAUUUUAUCAAUUGGGAUAAAGUAUCUUAUAAAAUGAAACUGUGACUGUCAAUGAUUAUCCACAAUCAGAGGAUAAUCAAGUUUGA
Messenger RNA from Paramecium tetraurelia, 1074 nucleotides. RefSeq lists its product as uncharacterized. Gene Ontology annotation, cellular component: cytosol; Golgi membrane. Lineage: Eukaryota; Ciliophora; Oligohymenophorea; Peniculida; Parameciidae. The transcript has a single exon. Gene Ontology annotation, biological process: endoplasmic reticulum to Golgi vesicle-mediated transport; intracellular protein transport. Gene Ontology annotation, molecular function: syntaxin binding. The record is from RefSeq and is a predicted model, not a curated record.